AAAGAUGGAGAGAGAAAAAAAAAAAAAAAACAAUAACAAUUCAAUCAUUUGCGACCACAUCAGAGUCCGUAAAUUUCUGUUAAAAAUUUUCUGAAGUCGUGAAUUUUCCUAAGUAAAUAUCAACGACUUUGACUUUGGUUAUAGCUGGGAAUGUGCAGGCUGCAGAAGCAGACCACCUUCAGAAAAACUAAGAGGAGGCUUAAUAUUCGCGGAAGGAAGUUGAAGAUGAAAAUGAAGAUCCACGGGUUCAUCUUAUUUCUACUCUUCUGUGAAUUUCGAAGUCAACCAUACCCUGACAAGCUUAAAAGUUCACAGCAGAUAUUUGAUGCAUCAAAGGACAGUAACCAAGAAACAAACACCAUCAAGAUUGGUAUCAUUCUCGACACAAGAUCAUGGGUGGGGGAGGUUGUCCAGAGCUGCCUUACUAUGGCAAUUUCAGAAUUUUACAUGCUCAAUGAACAGUACAAAACAAGAAUUGCUCUUGAACCAAGAGAUUCAAGAGGAGAACCUUUUCGUUCUAUAGCUUCUGCUUUUGAUCUUUUGGAGAAUGCUCAAGUGCAUGCUAUCAUGGUCCCAGAGAUGUCAAGUGAAGAGUCAUUCUUGGUGACGCUAUGUGACAAAGCUAAUGUUCCGUUACUUUCAUUUUCUUCAGUAUCAUCAUCGAAUAAACAUCCUUAUUUUUUGCAAGUUGCACAAGAUGAGACCUCUCAAUUCAAAGGCGUGGCUGCCUUUUUGAGAGCAUUCAAAUGGAGGAAUGUCGUACUUAUCUACGAGGACACUGAAGAUACCAGACAAAUUCUAUCUCAUCUACACGACACCUUUCGUGAUAGUGAUUUGGAUGCCGUAAAUGACAUUGCCAUUACUCUCAAGGCUACAGAUGAAGAAAUAAUAAAAAAGCUUCACAAUCUCAGGACUAUGAGAACAUCAAUAAUUAUUGUACAUACAUCAGUUUCUCUUUCAUCUCAAAUUUUUAAAAAUGCAAAAAUGUUGGAAAUGAUGAGUGAGGACUAUGCUUGGAUUAUGACUAGCAAAACCAUGAAUUUAUUGGAUUUACAAGAUUCUCCAGUUUUUGAGUCAAUGGGCGGAGCAGUUGGUUUCAGACCUUAUAUUCCAGCAUCAAGCAAGCUCCGGAAUUUCACUUUGAGAUGGAGAAGGGAAUUUCAGCGCAGCGAGAUUGAUAUGGAAAGUAGGGGAUUAAAUGUGUUUGGCAUAUGGGCAUAUGAUGCGGUGUGGGCAUUAGCAGAGGCAAUUGAAAGGGCAGGGACACAGUGUUUUCCUAAACGGGGAGGCGGAGGCUUUAAAUUGAACCUAAGAAACUUAGAUCACACACGAGUUUCUAACAGUGGUUCAACCCUCCUGAAUGAGAUUUCAAGAAGUAAUUUUACAGGUUUAGGAGGUGAAUUUCAGCUUAUAAAUGCAAGACUAGUUCAUGAGACUUAUGAAAUCGUGAAUGUGAUAGGGAAGGGGGGAAGAAGAGUAGGUUUCUGGACACCAACUUGUGGAUUCACCAAGGAAAUAUAUCAAUUCACAGAUAAUUGUUCCUCUGAUGGUCUGGAAACCAUUAUUUGGCCUGGAUUCUCUACAACUGCUCCAAAAGGUUGGUUACUUCAAAUGAGUGGCAGGCGGUUAAGAAUUGGAGUUCCAGCGAACACAAGGUUCCCCAAGUUGAUAGGAUUGAGUUAUGAUCAACAAACGAAUAAAGCAACUACCGAUGGUUUCUGCAUGGACGUCUUCAACGCGGCCAUCGAGAGGUUGCUGUAUAAAAUAGAUUAUGAAUUUAUCCCCUUGUACGGAGAUAAUGGAAGUUACAGUGAUCACGUAUAUAACGUCUAUCUGCAGAUUUUUGAUGCUGCCGUAGGGGACAUAACUAUCACUUCGAACAGGUCUCAAUAUGUUGACUUCACAUUGCCCUUCACGGAGUUUGGUGUUGGAAUGGUUGCACGACUGGACGAUAAAGACCCAUGGUUCUUCUUAAAGCCACUUAGUGUGGAUCUAUGGAUUAUGAGUGCCGGUUUCUUCAUUCUGACGGGAUUUAUUGUUUGGCUUAUUGAACAUCGUAUUAAUGUAGAGUUUCAAGGUUCACUAGGAUGGCAAAUUGGGACAAUACUUUGGUUCGCCGCUUCAACUCUUGUUUAUGCUCAUAGAGAAAAAUUACAAAGUAAUCUAUCAAGAUUUGUUGUGGGUAUUUGGUUGUUCGUAGUCCUGAUAUUGACAUCAAGUUAUACGGCAAAUUUGAGUUCACUUUUGACAGUUCAACAGAUAAGAUUGACAAAAAAUGAUUACAUAGGGUACCCAAAAAAUUCUUUUAGUGAGGGACUUCAUGUCAACAACCUGAAUUUUCAGGAUAACAGACUUAAGCCUUACAGUUCACUGGAGGAUUAUUAUGAUGCUUUAAGAAAAGGAAGUAAAAAUGGAGGAGUUGGUGCAAUAAUUGAUGAAAUUCCUUACAUUAAACUAUUCCUCGCUAAGUACCCACAUGAAUUCGCCAUGAUUAACUCCUCAGAGACAACUAAUGGCUUCGCUUUUGCUUUCAAAAAGGGUUCACCUUUGGUCCAUGAUAUGUCAAGAGCAAUUGCUGGACUCAGAGAAGAAGGUAAAAUUUUGGAGAUGGAGAAGAAAUGGUUUAGAAGCCAAUUAUCACCGUCAUCUGGCACUGAACCACCUAGGCCAAAUACUCUGGGCAUUAAUAGCUUUUCUGGCCUAUUUCUUGUUAGUGGGAUCUCUUUAUCUGUGGCCUUACUUCUAUUUUUAAUCUUGGUACUUCAUAAAAAGUUGUCUUCUAUAUAUAGUAUUAUCAGCAUGUUGGCGGGAGGAAAAUUGAUAUCCAUUUUUAGAUAUUUCUUUUGCAGAAAUAGACUGGCCAAUAGGAUUGGUUGAAUAAAUGCCACAUAACAUAUGCAUGUUUAAUUUCUUGUAGCAUAACCACAGUAUGCACGCAGUUAAAGAUCAUGAUUGAGAUGAUUUGCCUUCAAACUUCUUGUUUUAGUCA
Molecule: messenger RNA, 2989 nt
Organism: Olea europaea var. sylvestris
Lineage: Eukaryota; Viridiplantae; Streptophyta; Magnoliopsida; Lamiales; Oleaceae
Product: glutamate receptor 1.2-like
Exons: 5
Coding region: 151-2877 (908 amino acids)
Cellular component (GO): plasma membrane
Molecular function (GO): glutamate-gated receptor activity
Source: RefSeq, a predicted model, not a curated record